AUGUUCAUACUGACCAAGAUUGCGGACUUGGUCCAAAUCAAACCGGCUCAGUUCGCCAAGCUGAGCAUCGAUGCCAUAGAAGACAAUUUAAACGAGAAAUACUGCAACAAAGUUAUUCAAAAAGUGGGACUCUGCAUUUGCAUGUACGAUCUGUUAUGGGCUUCCGAGGGUCUCAUAGGUCAUGGCGACGGUCUCGUGAAUGUCAACGUCGAGUGUCGCUUGGUCAUAUUCAGGCCAUUCAAGGGAGAGGUUCUGUUCGCAAGGAUAAGUCGAUGUGUUAAAGACGGUAUACACUUGCGCACCGACUUCUUUGAUGACAUAUUUGUCCCCUUUGACGAGCUGCCCGAGGGAGCAACAUUCGACCAUGACCAGUCUCUCUGGGUAUGGCAUGUGGAGGACCAAGAGAUGUACUACGACAUCCACGAAAUGGUCCGAUUUCGCGUGAGCUCCGAAGAGUGGCAUGACCAAACUCCCACAAAACCUAUAGAGGGCAGUGAACUUCCGGAGAAGAAGCCCCCUUACAGUAUCACGGGCACCAUGAAGGAAGAGGGCUUAGGUGUGUGCCUUUGGUGGGGCGAUGACGGUGGUGGCGUUGCGGAGGAAGAGCAAGGUGAAAAUGGCGAUAUGGAGGUAGAUGGAUAA
Messenger RNA from Pyricularia grisea, 642 nucleotides. RefSeq lists its product as uncharacterized. NCBI's taxonomy places the organism in Eukaryota, Fungi, Ascomycota, Sordariomycetes, Magnaporthales, Pyriculariaceae. The record is from RefSeq and is a predicted model, not a curated record. The transcript is spliced from 6 exons. Bases 1 to 642 code for a protein of 213 amino acids. Gene Ontology annotation, biological process: transcription initiation at RNA polymerase III promoter; DNA-templated transcription. Gene Ontology annotation, cellular component: RNA polymerase III complex.